Molecule: messenger RNA, 390 nt
Organism: Anisakis simplex (herring worm)
Lineage: Eukaryota; Metazoa; Nematoda; Chromadorea; Rhabditida; Anisakidae
Source: the annotation of a GenBank genome assembly
AUGUUCGAAUUAUCGCGCGUUCGUGGUGACGUUGGCUCAUUGAGUUCUGAAUUUCGACUCUAUCAUCUUGAUCUGAAACGUGGAUGUGAUAUGUGUGCUUCUAAGGUGGAUGAAGAUACGAGGCGUUUCCAUUUGGUUGCGAGUAAAUAUGAAACGGAUAAAUGCAGAUUGAAGGAGCAACUGAUCGCAAAAGAUGAAGAAAUGGCACAGUUACGUGGCGUAAUCGAUAGUAAAACUCGCCAAUUGCUCGUUGCAGACCGAGAUUUGCAUCUUGCAAAUGAACGGGUGAUCAGUAUCCAGAAAAAAUUAGAGGACAAAUUAUUCGUUGGUAAGAUUACAGAUAUUUUGUUGCUUCAUCAAGACUAUACGUUAAUGCUCGCGCAUUCGUAA